CUACAUUCAUUUGACACUCAGUGACUUUUACAUGUAAAUACUUUAAACCAACAUAACUUACAUAACUUGGAAUUUCAUAAUGGACAGGACAAAUAGGAUUUGGUCACAUGAUAUGAUUUUGACCAAUUAGAGAAUGUAGUUUGGUCACAUGAUCUGUCUUUGACCAAUAAAAGGCUCAUCACUUGGUCUAUACCUGAUAUGACAUUAUGAAAUAUUUUUCUAUGAAAACGUUUAAGAAUUUUGGUUUGACAAAUUAUUUUGCAUAGGCAUAUAGUGGAGCAGUAACAGUAAGAGAAAACAUUACUCUGAUGAACUGAUGAAUUUCACAAAUCAGGCAUUUGUGUGUUAUAAUAGAGAUGCUCAAGCGAAUUGCGAAAUGAAUAAUUUGGAAAAUAUCAAAAAUGUCAAAUGUUGAAUUGUGCAGAAAAGCAAGGAAUAAAUUUCAAAAGUAUCUGAUGACAAUGAGUCAGCAGAUUAUUCAACUCAGAUAAUCUAGAAAAUCACAUCAUUUAAUGAAUCAAGAUAAAAACAAUGUAGUAUAAAAUUGUUAAUAUUGUUAAAUCAUGACAGAAUAUGAACAUUACAGAGACAUUAGCGAACAAUGAAGCAAAAGUAAAAUGGAAGGGAAUAAAAUACGAGAAACUUUUGUCGAAUUCACAGAAAAUACAUCUGCCCAUGGUUGUGGUCAGAUCCCAACAGCAAAAUUCAAACUGACAAAAAUUUUCUGGGGAUUAACAUUUCUUGGUUGUUUCACGUGGGCAACAUACAGUACUGGAAAUUUGAUAGCAAGAUAUCUCAGUUACCCCACAAAGGAUGUUGUUUCGAUAGAUUUCAGCGAAAUACAAUUUCCUGCCGUGACGCUGUGUAGUCUGCAGCCUCUGACGCUAUCAGGGAUGUUAAACUUACAGGAAAAUCCUUUACCACCAGACCACCCUACAUCAAUACUACUUUAUGUGAUGCUGAAUUUUAAAAUCAUCAUUGAUAAAAACAUAGGAGGGCUCGGGAAGCGGUAUCAGAGACAACUUAGUCGAAUUGUAUCCAAUCAAUUUAUUUAUGAAAAUUCAGACGAAAAGAAUACUGAAGGAUUCAUACAUGAUUUAAGAAGUUUUCUCCUGGGGUGUAAAUAUAACAGCAAGACCUGUGAUUUGGAAAAACUUUUCAUCACAUACCAAGAUGGUCAAUUCUUCAAUUGCUUUACAUUCAACAGUGAAUUGUUGGUCCCAAAAGCCUUUAUAGUUGAGAAGACAGAUCCAAGCUCUGGACUCAGCUUAGUCAUAUUUGUUGAUGCCCUAUCUUCUGCACCUGCUCAUUACACUAUAUACAACCCAGAUGACCCGACCAGUGGUAAAAUGGGAGUUAGGGCUAUCAUUCAUAGCCCUGGUACAAGGCCAAUGCCCUUUGAAAAGGGCUUUGACAUCCCAACAGGGUUCUCGACAUCAGUUGCCCUCCAAGGGUCAAUACGAAACCUAAUGAGUGAACCACAUGGGAACUGUACAACGGAAACACUUAUCCCUGGCACAAAUUACACAUACUCCAGUGAUACCUGUGUCCAAGAAUGUAAGCAAGAGAAACUCAUAAAAGAGUGUGGAUGCAAAAGUUCUUUAUUAACAGCAAGCGCUGAUAAGCCUCACGUUCCAUAUUGCGGCAUGUUUAAUAUGACAAAUAUACUGAGACAGAUGCACUAUCCGACUGAUGAUGAAGACAUAACAAUGGCAGUAAGAGACUUAGAAAGGAUUGAAUGCGAAGGUAAUAUCUUAAGAUUAUUUGCUUAUCCUGCAGAAAUCAACAAAUGCGCCUGCAAGGAAGCAUGUUCCAGUAUGAAGUACACAAAGACAAUUUCCCAGUCAGUAUGGCCGAAUGACAACAAUCAAAAUAUAUUUUACGAAACAUAUGUCAAUGUUACCGAUCACACACUCCGCCCGAACAUUCUCUUUAAACAACAGAACAUCACAGAAAUAAUCAAUAACGAUCUAAUCCAUAAAAAUUUCCUGAGAUUAAAUAUCUACUUUGAGAGCCUACAAGUAGAGACAACUUCAGAAGUUGAGGAUUAUCCACUGAGUCAGUUGAUAUCAGAUAUUGGAGGGAAUAUGGGGUUUUAUGUGGGUAUCUCAGUCAUUACAUUACUUGAGUUCUUAUCUCUCACAGGGACGGUUCUCCUUUACUUCUUUAAAGACCGCCUGGCAAGUUGUGGACAAUCUAAGACAACUAAGGUAUCACAAAUAAAUAUUCAACACGGUGACUCAAAACUUGAUCACUAUACGGAUGGCUUUAAAGACAAGUAUUGAGUAGGAUCAGAAGUUUUUAAAGUACUGUAGUAUGGAAAGCUUUUUAAGUAAUGUAUAGUAUGGAAAGUUUUUAAGACAAUACUGUGUGGUAUGAAGUUUUAAAGACAAGUACUGAGUGGUAUGGAGUUUUUAAAAAAAAGUACUUUGUAGUAUGGAAAGUUUUAAAGAGAAGUAUUGAGAAGUAUCGAAAGUUUUAAAAGAAGUACUAAGUACUGUCGUAUGGAAAGUGUAAAUAAACAAGUAAUGAAUAGUAUGGAACUUUUAAAGACAAGUACUGAGUAGUAUAGCAAUGUGGAAAGUUUUAAAGACAAGUACUGAGUACUGUUGUUUGAAAACUGAGGAGUAUAAGAAGUUUAGAGACAAUUAUUGAGUAGUAUGGUAAGCUUUAAAGACAAGUACUGAGUGGUAUGAAGUUUUAAAGACAAGUACAUACUUAGUAGUAUGGAACGUGUAAAAAGACAAAUACUGUAUAGUAUAGAAAAUUUGACAUAUUCUGAGUAAGCUUGAAAAAAUGAAUAUAAAUCUUACUUUUCUUGAUGCAAGAUAUUCCAGUCCACGUGCAAUUUGAUAUGAGAAACAAAUCAAAUCUUUGGUUGUGACAGGGGGCUCUCUAUGUGAUUCAGGCACGUUAACAUAAUGUAGAUCAUCACUCGGGCCACCAGUGGCGCCACCUUCUGCCUCUAAUUUUUUAAGUUGAGCAGGUGAGAGGUUCUGAUCUGCUCCUGAAAAUUAGAUUUAAUAUCCACUCUGGAAAUGAUUUUAAAUAAUAAUAGUCUGUAAAAAAGGUCUAAAUUGCUUAUGAUUUUUCAACUUUAUCAUAAAAUAAGUAAGAAACCUACUACAUUCAUUUAAAUAGACAUGAAAAUAUAGAUUUUGAAUGUGAGUAGGGAGUCUUAUAUUUACCCAAUUUUAUUAUGUGCCACUGGCAUAAAAAAUGAUAAUAAGCAAAAAACAAUAAAAAUAAUGCAAAACCUGUCUAAUAUGAACGCCUCUGGAACCAGUCAAAAUUGUUCAGACAGGCAGGUGUUCACAUUUCAAGUUUGUUUUACAUUAAGGUCAAUAAGAUAACAAAUUUGGGACUGAGCAAAGUGUUCACAUUGAGAAGAGUUCAGAUUAGAGGUCUUAUUUAUACAGGUCUUACUUUAUAUUAUGGACGCUGGUUGACAGACAUUAUAAUAAAUUUGAACUUGAACCAAAUUAAAGAUAGGUAAAUUCCCCAUCCACUGGUAUAUAAUAUGACAUGUUUUUCUCAAGAAAAUCAAUAUUUAUUUUUGAAAUAUGUGUCCCAUUUUUUGGACCAUCCUGUAGAUGUGAUUUGAAGUGUUUUCCCGAGUGAAUAAAACUUACCUGGUUUUUUAGGCAUCUCAAACACAUCUUCAUCGUCUGUGACAUCACGGAAUGUUGCACGAUGCUUCAGUAAAUAGUUGCGUAGGUUUCCAUGAGGACAGUACUCCAUCAUUAUGUAUAGUUCACCUAGUGUGCAAUAAAAUUAAGUGUAAACCCUCGAAAGAAAUUGU
Messenger RNA from Owenia fusiformis, 3802 nucleotides. NCBI's taxonomy places the organism in Eukaryota, Metazoa, Annelida, Polychaeta, Sabellida, Oweniidae. The record is from the annotation of a GenBank genome assembly.